AUGGGUGUCCUCAAGUUUCUCGCUCUCGCUGCCGUUGCUGUAGCCGCCCCAGUGGAGGAGCGCGCGAAGAAGCCUAAAAGUUUUUUGAAAGAGGUUGGAAACUCGACUUGGGUCCUUGGGAAUCAGAUCUGGAAUGUUACCCAGAACCGACAAUAUGCAAAUAAACUCUUCUACAAGGGAAGCGACAGGGUUGGCAAGGCGGUUGGCCAUUAUGUGAGCUACAAUGGAGCUGCUUCCGACCUCAACUGGACAUCCGCCGUCAUUGCAGAUUCGGGCAGCGACUGGAUCAACGUGAAGUUCACCGCCAAGGAGGGCGACUUCCACUGGGUGAUCUACGACGACCUUCCAGGCGCAUACCAGUACUUUGUCAACCACGCGCUUCCCACGCUUGGUGAAUUUAGGACGCUUUGGCGCCUAGAUAACGCUUCUUUCCCGCGUGGCCGUACGAAUAUUAAGGAUGGUGUGCUUCCCGCCCUCGAUGAGUACCGUGGCGCAACCAACGUGCAGGAUGAAACAUGGCAGAAAGCCGAUGGCUCGUUCCUCACCAAGUACGACUGGAGCGCAUUCGUUAGGGAUAUGGACUUUUAUGGUGUGUACGGUGACGAGGUGGGAAGUUGGUACUUCAACCCUGGGAAGGACUAUUAUAAUGGUGAUCAAUUGAAGCAGGAACUUAUGGUUCAUCGCGAAUCCAAGACCGGCGACGCAGUACAGCUUAACAUGAUCCACGGAACUCACUACCAAGCGCUUUCCCGCGACGUUUUCGCUGACGGCAAAGUCUGGGGGCCUUGGCUGUGGUAUCUCAACGACGGGUCAAAAGACGAUGCAGCAAAACGCGCCGAGGAAGAGGAAGGCGCAUGGCCGUACAAGUGGUUUGAAGACAAGGCAUACCAGUCCCGAGGCAAGAUUCAGGGCAAGCUGAUUCUUAGCGAUGGACGACCUGCUGCGGGAGCAGCCGUCUUCCUUGGUGACAACAACUCCAACCUCUCUACGCUUGAUCAAGGCAAAGAUUACUACUACACCACCUAUGCAGACUCGGAUGGCAAGUUUGACAUCCAUGACAUUCGCACUGGCACGUAUGCGCUCUAUGCGUGGGGAAACGGCGGCAAGAUCGCAGACGUGACUACGAAUUUCACGCAGAACGAAGUCGUCAUUCGGGAGGGAAAGAACACCAACCUCAAGGAUCUGACAUGGAAGGUUACCGACAAGAAGGACCGCAUCUUCCAAAUCGGUGACUUCGACCGUAAGACCGAUGGCUUCAAGCUCAGCGGCCCCACCCCCUUCGAACACGGCCGCAUCUCCAAGUGCCCUGCGAACCUCACAUACACCGUUGGCACGAGCAAGGCAGCGGAUUGGUGUUUUGGCCAGGCUCUCAACGGAACGUGGAGUAUCGUCUUCCCUGUCAAGGCCGUUCCCUCUGCUGCUAAGUUGACUGUUUCGCUUGCAGGCUUCUCGCAGGGUACCAGCGCGACUGUUUUGCUCAACAAUGUAAAAGUCGGCAAUAUCACGAGUGCUAGUCUUGUGAAUAGCCAAGAUACGUAUCGUGGAGCGACGCGAGCGGGCGAGUGGCGGUUAUUGGAGUUCCCUGUUACGAAAGAGGGGCUCAAGCAGGGUGAUAAUAGGAUUGACGUCAAGGUGGAAAAGGCAUCGCAGUGGCGUGGCUGGCUUUGGGACAGCAUAUUGUUGGAAGGUAUAUAA
This is a messenger RNA of Cucurbitaria berberidis CBS 394.84, 1695 nucleotides long. RefSeq names its product polysaccharide lyase family 4 protein. The record is from RefSeq and is a predicted model, not a curated record. Gene Ontology annotation, molecular function: carbohydrate binding; catalytic activity. Bases 1 to 1695 code for a protein of 564 amino acids. Lineage: Eukaryota; Fungi; Ascomycota; Dothideomycetes; Pleosporales; Cucurbitariaceae. The transcript has 3 exons. Gene Ontology annotation, biological process: carbohydrate metabolic process.